This is a messenger RNA of Sinocyclocheilus grahami, 396 nucleotides long. Its product is annotated as complement C3-like. The transcript has 3 exons. NCBI's taxonomy places the organism in Eukaryota, Metazoa, Chordata, Actinopteri, Cypriniformes, Cyprinidae. Bases 73 to 306 code for a protein of 77 amino acids. The record is from RefSeq and is a predicted model, not a curated record.
GAACGAAGAAAACUUGUGGAGCAGCUGACGUAUGCUGUGUUAAGUAAAGGAAACAUAAUCCAUGCUGCUAGGAUGAAUGUCAAAGACCUGGUCGUCAUAAACAUUCCUCUGCUGAUUACCUCAGAAAUGCUACCUGCGUUUCGCUUUGUGGCCUACUACAUUUUGCCAUGGCAGCAUAGUCCAGACGUGGUGGCAGACUCUGUGUUUGUGGAUGUGGAGGACCGGUGUGUUGGUUCGCUCAGUGUAGGUCCAGUGGAAGGAGAAAAAGCCAAUCCGUACUUACCAGGCAGCAGCAUUAGAUUUUAAGUGAAAGGAGACCCAGGGGCAAAGGUCAGCCUGAUUGCUGUGGAUAAUGCCAUCUUCCUGUUGAGUAAAAACCAUCUGACGCAGAAGAAG